Molecule: messenger RNA, 3735 nt
Organism: Fusarium redolens
Lineage: Eukaryota; Fungi; Ascomycota; Sordariomycetes; Hypocreales; Nectriaceae
Exons: 1
Coding region: 1-3735 (1244 amino acids)
Source: RefSeq, a predicted model, not a curated record
AUGGCCGACGAGUGGCAGGAAUCCACAGAAUACGAAUACUCGAACUACCAUGUCAAGUGGCUCGGGAAAAACUACAAGCUAGGCGAUCCAACGCAUGGAUCGAUCCUGGAUUCAGAUCUCGAAGACUUUGCUAGGGAAGAACAUCUUCGUGCAGAGAAAGCAAAACAUAGCCAAUCACUGAGAAGUGCCCGCGUCCUUUGUGCCUUUCAUGGUUAUGGAAGAAACUCUGUAUGGCCACCGGUUGACCCGGGAAGGCCAACUAAAGAGCUUGCGGAAGAAUUCAGGCAUGUCAACGUUCUCGUUGAAUCGGAAUGGUCGAGAUUGAAUGAACUCGUAGUCGGCAAAGAGCGAGAGAUCCAGGAGACCAUUAUCAACCUCACUGAUGGAAAAAUCAGAGACCAAAAUGGAGAGACUCUACGCAUUCAAGACUGCCUGGAGAACAGCUGGGAAGAGGCUACAACCGCAUUCAAUGCCCAAUACACCAACAACCGUUCAAAGUCAAGACCCGGUCACAUGGACAGUGAUUUCAGCCUAGAUCCUGACGGCCAUAUCAACCCCAACCAUUCAAGUGAUCUCGACGAGUUUGCCCAUGAAUACCUCCGCAACGUCAGAGUCAACUUCCACUGGGAAAACAACGGUAUACCGAGGAGACUUGAGGAAAAGAGACAGUACCCACUCUACCGCAAUACAGGGAACUAUCAUGACGAAAGGCAGGCCAUGGAAGAUGCUAUCAUGGACGAUGUCAAGUUCCGAAAUUUGAGGAAACCGAGCCCAGACCCUGCAGUAGACACCUCCGAACAAGCCUGGUGCAACUACGAAGUUGAAGAUGUACUGCGAAAGCACAGAGCUCGCUUCUUGGUCUCACACAUCAACAAGGAGGAUCUUUCUAUCCCGCUCAAUCUGCUCAUGUUCAUCCACUAUCGGGCCCGACUUCACCCCAUUGACUUUGUCUUCCAAGAUAACAAUCGCAUGCACCUAGGAAAGCAGUCCCAUAUUUUGUCAGGCGCUUGCGAUCCUUCGUGUUAUGUCAUGUUUGUCCCGGUGAAAGACUAUGAGUACGGAAAACAAUACCAUAGAGCUUGGUGUGAACCUAGACCCUUUCUACGAUACUCAUCCGGGAUGGAUGAAAACAGAUUUGAGAACUUACAAUCCGCCGGACGGAUGUUCGGUAGCAUGGAAGCAUGGCUUAUACUGCAUUCCCAAGCUAUUACAUACCUAUUCUUGGCUACUUUCUGCAGACAGAUGCUUGAUCUAGCAAAGCAGGAGCUGAUCACAGGCCACAUUAGCAAACUCAGCAAAGAGGAAAUUCUGGAAAUUGGGACUUCAGCAAGACAAAAGAUCAAGAUGAUGAAAGAAAAGAAAGGAGCCGAAACAAUGCAAGACAUCGCGUCCAUUCGACAGUAUGAGCCAAAUUGCACCGGGGUCAACCUACAAAGGUAUCGCACCAAGCUCAAGGAAAAAUGUGCAGCGGCUGAAGAACACAUCAAGAAUCUUUUUGACAACCCCGCCUAUCUAGUUAAAUACAUCAUGGAACAAAAGGAUCAUCAUUGGACUAAUCUUAUCGAAGACUCAACCUAUCUUACAAACGAGUACUCUCAAAACUACCACGAUGGAGUCUUGCGCAGAGUACUAUAUCGAAGUUGCAUGAGAAGUGUACUUCGAAGAGCCUUUUUCGAGUUCUUCAUCUGGGAUGCUGUUACAAAGGCCUUGGAAGACUUUGAAACCUUCGAACGGGAGAGACUUCAAGAAUCACCCACGAUGGAAGAAUUCAGAUACUGCAAGAUGACAGCUGUAUCUAGGCCCCAUCGUUCUGCGGAAUUCCAUUCCUAUACAGCGACAUACCAUCAACUUCAGGAGUUGAUUCGGCACGCCGCGGCUUUCUUCAUCUUCGAAUUCCGUAAAGAAGCAAUUCAUGCCGCGUCUGAGCCCAUGCGGAACAUUUACCAUACCACUAGAAGGCCAGAGUACAAGCGGGACUGGCUGAUCAGAGAGUACUAUGACAGCGAAGACAUUAUGCUUGACUUCCAAGAAGAGGCUCUGGACAGUGGCCGAGAGGGAAAACAUCGUAUCGUGGCUGAGCUCAUUGAGAACUUCAUUUCGAACAAACAUUCUUCCAUGUAUGUCGGCAUCCGGAAGACUACGGAUAAAGUAAAGAGGCAUAUUGAAGCCCACAACAACGAUGUUGAGACAGAAGACAAGUUCUCCAAUCUGAUCAGCCAAACAAUCGACGGCUUGGACUUGCUCGCCGAUGUUGCAGAGCAUCUGGAACUCAUACCAGGCGUGUUUCGCAAAUUUAACAAAUGGACGAAAGAGGCCGAAAAAGAAUGUCGCGAGACGGUUUCCAGGAUGCUCCAGGAGUUUUCAUCCUAUGACCUCCUUGCGCUCGACAACUGUGAUUUUCAAGACCAACACGUCCCUGACAAACGGACGCAUCGAAUAUUCCGCUUUCUCGACGAAUUGCAAGGAUAUGAUGUGAAAGAAAAAGAGAUGAGCUUCGGUAAGGCGAAGGGCGACAUCAAGCGCUUUGGUGCCUCUCUUCUCAGGGGGCUUAUCUAUCCAUUGAAUGAGAAAGCCGAUAAACUUGUAUAUCGGCAGAAAACAUGGGGCGUGCGAGUCAUGCCAGGUCUAGGCAAAGGAAAAGUAUUCCCAGCAAAUGGACGGGCCCUCGAGCGUCUGACGAAUUGCAUGGGAAUUACCAGGGAGCAAUUCCCGUUUGCUGAAAAUGAAGUUCCUCUCGAUCUCGAUGCGCAAGAAUCCAACCGUAUGCAGAAGACCUCUGAGCAGGAAAGAGAAAUUACCUCAGAAAUCUGGUCAGGCCUCAAGGAAGCCAUGAUAAAACGUCGGCAUGAGCAGAAUAACAAGUUAAGGAAUUUGAAGAAGCGCAAUAAAGAUAAGGUGCUGCCAUCGAGGUCGUCCGAGCCAUACAGGGUCGGCAAGAAGGACAUUAAGGGAAAGGCGCCUAUACGAACGACGGGGAUGCAAGUGCGAGAAGAAAUGGAGGCGCUCAACGAUGUAGAGAUGGAGGACGUGGACUUUGAAGUUUUACCGAUGAUGAUUAGCCAAAUUGGCCGUGAAAAACCUGGAGAAUCUUCACGAACGAACAUCGAGCCAGAGCCAGAGCCAGAGCCAGAGCCAGAGCCAGAGCCAGAACCAGAACCAGAAUCUAAAACCCAGCCCCUGAAUGCACCUGAGGAAGAAUUCAAUGCUCGGCCGGAGCGUGAACGUGGUCCCAGCAAAUGGAAGCCUCCGCGUCCAACGCCGGCACGUCGUACCGAACCUGUUCCGCCUCCUGGCAUGGCACCAGAUGGACAACCCAAGAGAGAAAUCAACAAGCAUGCGUGGGAGACACUACAGUCACUCACGCUGCGGAAAAUAACAUUCACCAACGCUUCUGGGAAAAAGACUAAAGAAGCACUCCCAGCGGUUACAUUGAACGAUAUUGAUAGUACAUUUGUCGGUGAGCUCGGGUUUCGUAUGGAAUUUGGGAAGGGCCGGCAUCGUAAGUUCAUUUGGAAUAAGGAUUGUGUAUUGCCAGAAUCGAGUCUGGGCAAGAAUUUCAACUUCAAUCCUGACAAAAAAGCGACAAAAAGCUCGGACUUGAUACAGGAAACAAUGAAAAAUUACAAGAAUUGUUUAGAGGAAACUGGAAUUGAUUACGCCUUUGUAAAGCGGUGGUUCAUACAGAAGAAGGAGACGAAGGAGAAGAAAGAGACGGAGAAGAAGAAAGAGACAUAG